ACUCUCUGCCCCGCAGCUUGCGAAGGGGGCUCGGGACUGCUUCCUGUGGGUGCCGGGGAUCUCACGCUGCCUUCCUCCUGCGGUUAAACUUACACUGGAACGGCAAACAUUCACUGCUUUUUUCCUGACAGAGGAGCCAUGAGGUGGGGCUGGCUGCUUUUGGGGGGCCUGCUCUCGUUUGGGGGGCUGUGCUGGGGGGAGAAGGGCCUGGAGAUCCCCGAGUACGACGGGCAGGACCGCGUCCACGACCUCAACACCAAGAACUACAAGUCCGUGAUGAAGAAGUAUGACGUCAUGGUCAUCUACUACCACAAGCACGUGCCCGAGAACCGCAUGGCCAAGAAGCAGUUCGAGAUGGAAGAGCUGGCUCUGGAGUUGCUUACCAGCCCUGUCGCCCUGACGUACCAGCUUGCUGCCCAGGUCCUGGAUGAUCUUGACGAUGAAGACAUUGGGUUCGGCCUUGUAGAUGAAAAGAAGGACAGCGCUGUGGCCAAAAAACUGGGUCUGGAUGAGGUAGAAAGCAUCUACAUCUUCUCAGACAACGAGAUCAUUGAGUAUGAUGGCGAGCUGGCUGCAGACACGCUGGUGGAGUUCCUUUAUGAUGUGAUUGAGGACCCUGUGGAGAUUAUUGAUAACGAGCGUGAGCUCAAAGGGUUCCAUAACGUGGAUGAGGACAUCAAACUGGUGGGCUACUUCAAGAGCGAGAAGUCUCCUCACUUUGUGGAAUAUGAUGAUGCAGCGGAGGAGUUCCACCCCUUCAUCAAGUUCUUUGCCACCUUCGAUUCCAAGAUUGCCAAGAAGCUGCACCUGAAGCUGAACGAGGUGCACUUCUACGAGCCCUUCAUGGAGGAACCCACCAGCAUCCCAGGGAGGCCCUACAGCGAGGCAGAGCUCGUCGACUUCAUCGAGGAACACGACAGACCAACCCUGAGAAAACUGGAGCCUCACAGCAUGUAUGAGACCUGGGAGGAUGACAUUGAUGGACAGCACAUCGUAGCUUUUGCUGAGGAGGACGAUCCAGAUGGUUUUGAGUUCCUGGAGAUUCUGAAGGAAGUGGCACAGGAGAACACAGACAACCCUGAUCUCAGUAUCAUCUGGAUCGACCCGGACGAUUUCCCUCUGCUUGUCCCCUAUUGGGAGAAGACCUUCGACAUCGACCUGUCCUCCCCUCAGAUUGGCGUUGUGGACGUUGAAGACGCUGACAGUGUGUGGAUGCAGAUGGAUGAUGAGGAAGACAUGCCCACUGCAGAUGAGUUGGAGGACUGGAUCGAGGAUGUGCUGGCUGGCAGGAUCGAUCCCGACGAUGACGAUGAUGAUGACGACGAUGAUGAAGAAGAUGAUGAUGAAGACGAUGAUGAUGAGGAUGACGAAGAUGAAGAUGAUGAAGAUGACGAGGAUGAAGAUGAUGAGGAUGACGACGAUGAGGACGACGAUGAGGACGAUGAUGAUGAAGAUGAUGAUGAUGAUGAUGAUGAAUAAGUUCAUGCAUCUCAUGAAAGCCUUGGCCAGAGGUCAUUGUUCUGUAUCAUCAGCUUCUUCACAGCUCCUCACCUGUGGUUGUCACCUGUCCUGUCCCAUCUGUCACCUCCAUCCUCGUGUGAAAGUCAAAGCCAUCCAUUAUCAGCUGAAAGAAUCGCCGUCUCACCUGUCUCAUCAGAGCAGCUCCCCCUAGUGGUCAGCCUGCUCUCCUGCCUAAUGUGACUUAACCAACUAAUUCUAGAGUUUACAUGUCCAUGUCUGUGGUGUUUCGUAGCUUAAAAUCAUUGAAUUUUAACUUAUUUAUUUAUCAGGGACAGAGCAUAUGCCAUGCAUCGUACCACAGUUAGCCACAGUGCCAGAGUAGCUCAGUCACACCCGUUAU
Molecule: messenger RNA, 1861 nt
Organism: Megalops cyprinoides (Indo-Pacific tarpon)
Lineage: Eukaryota; Metazoa; Chordata; Actinopteri; Elopiformes; Megalopidae
Gene: casq1b
Product: calsequestrin 1b
Exons: 12
Coding region: 139-1479 (446 amino acids)
Biological process (GO): regulation of skeletal muscle contraction by regulation of release of sequestered calcium ion
Cellular component (GO): sarcoplasmic reticulum lumen
Molecular function (GO): calcium ion binding
Source: RefSeq, a predicted model, not a curated record